Molecule: messenger RNA, 1761 nt
Organism: Epinephelus lanceolatus (giant grouper)
Lineage: Eukaryota; Metazoa; Chordata; Actinopteri; Perciformes; Serranidae
Gene: gnrhr1
Product: gonadotropin releasing hormone receptor 1
Biological process (GO): G protein-coupled receptor signaling pathway; cellular response to hormone stimulus
Cellular component (GO): plasma membrane
Molecular function (GO): protein-hormone receptor activity; G protein-coupled receptor activity; peptide binding
Source: RefSeq, a predicted model, not a curated record
UAUUCUCUGUAGAAGGCAGUAUAUGUGUGUCUAAGUGUGUGAAUGUGUGUGUGUGUGUGUGUGCAUGCGGGCUGAUGGAGGGAGCAGAUGGAACCGAUGCAAAAAAACAUCACACUGCUCCGGUUGAAUUUUCGUUGAUUUAUCAGAUGGUAAAAAGUGUGCGUCUGGAGGACAGGGAGCAGGGAAAGUGAUGCUUCAGCACGUUGGACAGCUCCGCUCUGCUCCUCUCUUCAUCUGACCACCAGUGGACUCACCAGAUUCUCCUCCAGGAUGACAGAAAACGUGUCUCUGUGGGUUUCCACACCUGCAGACCCUUUACAGACAGGCCUUGUCUUCUCCCUGCUGAACUCAUCUGCUCCACCCUCCCCUCCACCCUGGAAGGUUCCGUCCUUCACUGUGGCUGCUCGUUGUCGUGUAGCAGCCACCCUGGUGCUCUUUGUCUUUUCUGCUGGGAGUAACCUGUCAGUCCUGAUCAGCGUGUGCUGGGGACGGGGCUAUCGGCUGGCAGCACAUCUCCGCCCGCUGAUCGCCAGUUUGGCAUCAGCUGAUUUGGUGAUGACUUUUGUGGUCAUGCCACUGGAUGCCAUUUGGAAUAUUACAGUACAGUGGUAUGCUGGGGAUGUUAUGUGUAAGCUGCUGUGUUUCCUCAAGCUCUUUGCCAUGCACUCAGCAGCAUUCAUACUGGUGGUGGUAAGUCUGGACCGCUAUCGGGCCAUCCUCCAUCCUCUGGAUUCUCUCGAUGCUGGACUCAGGAACAGACGCAUGCUGCUGGUGGCCUGGGCUCUGAGUGUGCUGCUGGCAUCUCCACAGCUUUUCAUCUUUCGGGCCAUUAAAGCUGAUGGAGUGGACUUCAUUCAGUGUGCAACCCAUGGCAGUUUCCAGUUUCGCUGGCAGGAAACGGCAUACAACAUGUUUCACUUUGUGACACUGUAUGUCUUCCCCCUUCUUGUCAUGACUUUCUGCUACACCCGCAUCCUCACCAAGAUCAAUGGGCAAAUGCACAAGAGAAAAGAUGGUGAGCACUGCCUGAGACGCAGUGGAACAGACAUGAUACCCAAAGCCCGGAUUAAGACUCUCAAGAUGACCAUUGUGAUUGUUAGCUCCUUCGUCAUCUGUUGGACACCCUACUACCUCCUGGGGAUCUGGUACUGGUUCCAACCAGCCAUUAUCAAGCACACACCUGAGUAUGUCCACCACAUACUCUUUAUCUUUGGCAACCUGAACUCUUGCUGUGACCCGGUCAUCUACAGCUUCUACACACCAUCUUUCCGGGCAGACCUUGCUGAUGUUGUGGCGUGCUGCCGCGGUCGCCGAAUCAACAAUGCCUCACCUCGCUCUGUGGAUCGUCUGUCUGCUCGCAGCGGUGGAGCUGCUGUGGAGAUGGAGUCUGAUCUGAGCUCAAACCAGCACAGUGGGAACCCUGUUUAAACAGUGGUGAUCUGACUCUCAGGAAAAAAGCAUUGUUACAAAAUACCCAGCGUCCUUAAUGCAGGUGUUAGCUGUUAGAUGCUCAUGCAUGAGAACAUUAUGGGAAGGUGAACAAUGUUGGCUUUUCUUACCUUUUAGAAAAACUGUGAAACUGUGAUUCAUGAGCACGAAAUAACCUGUUGUUAUGUAUGCAGUUUACUAAUAUAUGUGCAAUUUAUAUGUAAUGAUAUACUGAAUUUGUGUACCAACAUUAUUAUUCUAUAAGUGCAAACAGGUGUGAUGUAAAGUAUCAAUCUUAUAUACUAUAUGCUCAAUAAAAGUGUAAUAUCCUUA